CGGUCCGGGUAAAGGCUGCUGAGGUAUGCUGCAUGGUCUGUGUCGGGCCGGGACAGCUUUCUGAGGGCGAGUCACCGGGUCAAGAGGCGAGCACCGGCGUGUAGACUCAGAAGUCUAGAGUCUAGUGGUAAGAUCGGAACAACAACCAGGAACUUGAAUACGAUCUAACCUCUGUUUCCGAGGGGGUAACUUCAACGGGGAACCCCUCUGCCCUGGUAACGGCCAAAGAGGAGAUGGCGCCAGUCAGGGAGCGGCCGUGGCCGACAAAGUGAGGAAGCGCGAAGGCGGAGCAGCCGGAGAAGCCUCGGGAGAAAACACCAGAGCCAUCGCUGCCGCCACCGCCGCUACCACCAUGGAAGGAGCAAAGCCGACAUUGCAGCUCGUGUACCAGGCAGUGCAGGCGCUCUACCACGACCCAGAUCCCAGCGGAAAGGAGCGCGCCUCGUUCUGGCUUGGGGAGCUGCAGCGUUCGCCCCUGGCAACCACCAUUCUGCUUUUUGUCUCCAUGAACUUGACUACUCUAGGUUCAUGCAUGGGAGAUUUCAGACCAGUUGUUACAGAUCCGGCAAGAUGUGGAAUCAUGCUAUUUUGCUGCACAGACCAUGAAAAUGAAGAUUCAGACCUCAUUUUAUGAGCUCCCCACAGACUCUCAUGCCUCUUUACGGGACUCAUUACUAACCCAUAUCCAGAACUUGAAAGACUUGUCACCUGUCAUUGUAACUCAGCUGGCUUUAGCAAUAGCAGACCUUGCUCUACAGAUGCCUUCCUGGAAGGGAUGUGUACAAACAUUGGUAGAAAAAUAUAGCAAUGAUGUAACUUCUCUGCCUUUUCUGCUGGAGAUCCUUACAGUGUUACCUGAAGAAGUACAUAGUCGUUCCUUACGAAUUGGAGCUAACCGGCGCACAGAAAUUAUAGAAGAUUUGGCCUUCUAUUCUAGUACAGUGGUAUCUCUAUUGAUGACUUGUGUAGAAAAAGCAGGAACAGAUGAGAAAAUGCUUAUGAAGGUCUUUCGCUGUUUGGGAAGUUGGUUUAACUUAGGAGUUUUGGACAGUAACUUCAUGGCUAACAAUAAGUUACUAGCACUCCUUUUUGAGGUUUUGCAACAGGAUAAGACCUCAUCCAACCUACAUGAAGCUGCUUCAGACUGCGUAUGCUCAGCUCUGUACGCCAUUGAGAAUGUGGAAACCAACUUGCCAUUAGCCAUGCAACUUUUUCAAGGAGUCCUGACAUUGGAGACUGCCUAUCAUAUGGCUGUGGCACGUGAAGAUUUAGACAAAGUUCUGAAUUACUGCCGUAUUUUCACUGAACUGUGUGAAACUUUCCUUGAAAAAAUUGUUUGUACUCCAGGCCAAGGCCUUGGGGACCUACGAACUCUAGAACUGCUUCUUAUCUGUGCAGGACACCCUCAAUAUGAGGUAGUAGAAAUUUCCUUUAACUUUUGGUACCGACUAGGGGAGCAUUUAUACAAAACUAAUGAUGAAGUUAUUCAUGGCAUCUUCAAAGCUUACAUUCAAAGGCUGCUUCAUGCCUUGGCUCGCCACUGCCAGCUGGAACCAGACCAUGAGGGGGUUCCUGAGGAGACUGAUGACUUUGGGGAGUUUCGGAUGAGGGUGUCAGACCUGGUGAAGGACUUGAUUUUCUUGAUUGGGUCUAUGGAGUGUUUUGCUCAGUUAUAUUCUACUCUGAAAGAAGGCAACCCACCCUGGGAGGUGACAGAAGCGGUUCUCUUUAUCAUGGCUGCUAUAGCAAAGAGUGUUGAUCCGGAGAACAAUCCAACACUUGUGGAGGUCCUAGAAGGAGUUGUCCGUCUCCCAGAGACCGUACAUACAGCUGUGCGAUACACCAGCAUUGAAUUGGUUGGAGAGAUGAGCGAAGUGGUUGAUCGAAAUCCUCAGUUCCUUGACCCUGUGUUGGGCUAUUUGAUGAAAGGACUGUGUGAAAAACCUCUGGCUUCUGCUGCAGCCAAAGCCAUUCAUAACAUUUGCUCUGUCUGCCGAGACCACAUGGCUCAGCACUUUCAUGGACUCCUAGAGAUUGCCCGUUCCCUUGAUUCCUUCAUGUUGUCUCCAGAGGCUGCUGUGGGCUUGCUAAAAGGGACAGCACUUGUCCUAGCCAGAUUACCUUUGGAUAAGAUUACUGAAUGUCUUAGUGAACUAUGUUCUGUUCAGGUUAUGGCAUUGAAAAAGCUGUUGUCUCAGGAGCCCAGCAACGGCAUAUCCUCAGAUCCCACUGUGUUCUUAGAUCGCCUUGCAGUGAUAUUUAGACACACCAAUCCCAUUGUGGAAAAUGGACAGACUCAUCCGUGCCAAAAAGUCAUACAGGAAAUAUGGCCAGUUUUAUCUGAGACUCUAAAUAAGCACCGGGCUGAUAAUCGGAUUGUAGAACGUUGUUGCAGAUGCCUCCGUUUUGCUGUUCGCUGUGUAGGCAAAGGAUCUGCAGCCCUGCUGCAGCCACUAGUCACACAGAUGGUGAAUGUUUACCAUGUACAUCAGCAUUCCUGUUUCCUGUACCUUGGUAGUAUCCUUGUGGAUGAGUAUGGCAUGGAAGAGGGCUGUCGGCAGGGACUACUAGACAUGCUCCAGGCACUGUGCAUGCCCACCUUUCAGCUCUUAGAACAGCAGAAUGGGCUCCAGAAUCACCCUGACACUGUGGACGACCUAUUCAGGCUAGCCACCAGGUUUAUUCAGCGUAGCCCUGUUACCUUGCUGAGGAGCCAGGUUGUCAUCCCUAUCUUACAAUGGGCCAUUGCCUCUACUACCCUGGACCACCGGGAUGCCAACUGUAGUGUCAUGAGGUUCCUACGAGACCUCAUCCACACAGGGGUAGCCAAUGAUCAUGAAGAAGACUUUGAAUUACGGAAAGAACUGAUUGGACAGGUGAUGAACCAGCUUGGACAGCAACUUGUAAGCCAGCUGCUUCACACGUGCUGCUUCUGUCUCCCCCCAUACACCCUACCAGAUGUGGCCGAAGUGCUCUGGGAGAUCAUGCAGGUUGACAGACCGACUUUUUGUCGAUGGUUAGAGAAUUCCUUGAAAGGUUUGCCAAAGGAGACAACCGUGGGAGCUGUCACAGUGACACACAAACAACUUACAGAUUUCCACAAACAAGUCACUAGUGCUGAGGAAUGUAAACAAGUUUGCUGGGCCUUGCGAGACUUCACCAGGUUGUUUCGAUAGCUCAUACUCCUGCACUGUGCCUGUCACCCAGGAAUGUCUUUUUUAAUUAGAAGACAGGAAGAAAACAAAAAUCAGACUGUGUCCCACAAUCAGAAACCUCCAUUGUGGCAGAGGGGCCUUCACCGCCACCAGGGCCUCCCGCCAGACAGGGAGAGACUCCAGCCUUCCAAGGCCAUCCUGAGGAGUUCCUGUUUGGGGGUGUGAGGGAAAAUCAGCGCGGUUUAAAAAAGAUGGCUGCGGCCUGUGCAGCGUGGUGGGAGGUGAGCUGGUUUCCUGGUGAACUUGUUUCUAAAAGGAAAAAUAAUUUUAAAGAAAUAAAAAAGAAAAAAAAAAAGGAAAACUAAACUGAAAUCAGAACUGAAACAUUCUCCUGGUAGCAAAUGACAUGCACACAUACGUACACGUACCUACACACACACGCACACACACACAUGCUAACAUGCAUGUGUGCACACAGAAAAAUAAAAGUACAAAACUUUCUGUGAAACAAAAACAUUUACUUAGGGAAGGUGGGAAUUCAAAUGAAUUAAAUAACUGCAAUUGGAAGGAAAGGGUCAGGAUCAUAUCUUAAGGUUUUCUGCUGUUUUGUCCUUUCCUUCUCUCCCACCCUCUCUUCUUUCCCUUUCCCCCUCCCCCUCCUCUUUUAAUGAAAGUUAGUAGAAAUUUUUCCUACUGUCCCAACUGUUUUCUUCUCACCUUUAGAAUUCUUCAGACAAGGAGAAAUAAGCAAGGAGCCUGUUCUGUUUUAUAUCAUGGUCAUAUCAAUGAUACUAGGACCUGCCAGGGCCAAAAUUCAUGUAUAUCCCCAUCCUGACCCUAUUCAGUCUCUUAAGUCCACUUCCCACCUACAUUGGGUUGUCGUCGUCUUUGGAGAGAAGAGCCAAAAUUAGGGUGAGUGGGAUAUAAAUAUAUAUUCUAAGUUGUAGUUUUUUUAAGAUUUUUUUCUUUUUUUUUAUUUAAUUUUUCACCCAUAGACAUGAGAGAGGAAAACAGAGGGUGGGAGAAUGGAAAAAAGUGUUUACAGGGCUAACUGUAGUUUACUAAAAAAUGCAGAAAUUAUUUGACUUCAUGGGGAGUGAGGCAGAAUAGGGAGGCCCAAAGCAAGUCCUAAUAUUUUAAAGGAGUUGCAGCCCUGCACAGGCAUUAGAUAUUAGGGCACUGUUCUGUCUGGUGUUGUAGCCAUCACAAGAACAAAUCAACAGCAACCAAAAAAAAACCCAAUAAAUUUUAAAAAUUUAA
This is a messenger RNA of Lagenorhynchus albirostris (white-beaked dolphin), 4415 nucleotides long. RefSeq names its product transportin 3 (gene TNPO3). The transcript has 24 exons. NCBI's taxonomy places the organism in Eukaryota, Metazoa, Chordata, Mammalia, Artiodactyla, Delphinidae. The record is from RefSeq and is a predicted model, not a curated record. Gene Ontology annotation, biological process: protein import into nucleus. Bases 603 to 3176 code for a protein of 857 amino acids. Gene Ontology annotation, cellular component: nuclear membrane; cytoplasm.